This is a messenger RNA of Pseudovirgaria hyperparasitica, 1179 nucleotides long. RefSeq lists its product as uncharacterized. Bases 1 to 1179 code for a protein of 392 amino acids. Lineage: Eukaryota; Fungi; Ascomycota; Dothideomycetes; Acrospermales; Acrospermaceae. The transcript has a single exon. The record is from RefSeq and is a predicted model, not a curated record.
AUGCAUACCUCCACAAUCCUCCAAGCUGUAGCCACAGCCUCGAUGGCUACCUCCGCGGUGGCACACAUGAUUAUGGCCAAUCCUGUACCAUUUUCAGCAGACUUAAUUCAGAACGGUCCCAUUGACCGAGCUCAGUUUCCCUGUCAGGCUCAGCUAGGUUUCAACAUUACGAAGGAGAACGUGAUGAAAGUCGGCGAGAAACAGACCUUAUCCUUCAAGGGAACUGCCGUACACGGCGGAGGGUCUUGCCAGCUCGUUGUAACGACCGAUCGCCCACCUACUGCGAACUCCAAGUUCAAGGUCAUCAAGUCAAUCGAAGGCGGCUGCCCGGGUGUCGACGGCGGUCCAUCUACCUUCGACUUCACCCUCCCUGCCGCAGUACCAGAUGGCGAGCUCUCCUUUGCCUGGACAUGGUUUGCCAAACUCUCUGGCAAGCCUGAAAUGUACAUGAACUGUGCGCCCAUCACAGUAUCAGGCGGUGCAAAAGAUGCCUCUGGUCUUGACUCUCUCCCUGAUAUGUUCGUCGCCAAUCUCGAUGAUGCGGGCUGUCGAACCGAAGGGAACAAAGACACAGCGUUUCCGAACCCAGGAAAAGAAGUCCAAAGAGCGUCAGCUUUCAAUGAGGGAAAGCUCGAAGGGCCAUGCAAAGCCAACAGCGGACCACCAGCAGCAGCCCCUCCUGCUCAAGCAACGCCCACAUCUGCUGCCGGCGGCAACGCCAACAACGGACAAUACACCGCAGAAGCACCCGUCGCAUCCGCACCCCCUUCGAACGACGGAGGCGCCGUCUUCGCACCAAGCGCCGCGCCCUCUGCCGAAGCCCCUGUUCCAGCAGAUCCCAUCUCGACACCGACAACGCUCGUCACAGUCACCAACGCCGCCCCUGCCCCUACCGCCCCUGUCCAAGCAACUCCUCCCGCCAUACCUACACCUGCUCCCACCCCUGGCAGCGCGUCUCCACCUGCCAACGGUACAGCAUGCACCACUGAUGGCGCCCUCGUCUGUAACGGAUCGGAGCAAUGGGGACUCUGCAACCACGGCGCGGUGCAAUGGCAGCCCGUCGCUGCGGGUACAACGUGUGCAAACGGCGCGAUCCAGGCGAAGAAGAUGCGCAGAGCAGGUGUGAGCGCUGGUCGUGCGCAUCAGCGGAGGUUUCAUGCUAUCAGCCAUAGUCACUGA